ACAGAGUGCAUUCGGAAAGUAUUCAGACCCCUUGACUUUUUUCACAUUUUGUUACUCUACAGCCUUAUUCUAAAAUGGAUGAAAAAUUAUUUCAUCAAUCUACACACAAUACCCCAUAAUGACAAAGCAAAAAAAAAUGAUAUCAAAUUUGCACAAGUAUUCAGACUUUUUAGUCUGUAUUUUAUUGAAGCACCUUUGGAAGUGAUUACAGCCUUGAGUCUACUUGGGUAAGAUGCUACAAGCUUGACACACCUGAAUUUGGGGAGCUUCUCCUGGCUCUGGCUGGGUCACUCAAGGACAUUCAGAGACUUGUCCCGAAGCCACUUGUUUGUUGUCUUGGCUGUGUGCUUAGGGUCGUUGUCCUGUUGGAAGGUGAACCUUCAACCUAAUCUGAGAUCCUGAGCGUUCUGGAGCAAGUUUUCAUCAAGGAUCUCUCUGUACUUUGCUCCGUUCAUCUUUCCCUCUAUCCUGUCUAGUCUCUCAGUUCCUGCCGCUGAAAAACAUCCCCACAGCAGGAUGCUGCCACCACCAUGCUUCACCGUAGGAAUGAUGGAGGCCACUGUCUUUUGGGGACCUUCAAUGCAGCAGAAAAAUGUUGGUAGCCUUCCCCAGAUCUGUGCCUCGACACAAUCCUGUCUCGGAGCUCUACGGACAAUUCCUUCGACCUCAUGGCUUGGUUUUUACUCUGACAUGCACUGAAAACUAUGAAGCUUUAUAUAGACAUGUGUGUGCCUUUCUAAGUCCUGUCCAAUCAAUUGGAUUUACUACAGGACUCCCAAGUUGUAGAAACAUUUUAAGGAUGAUCAAUGGAAACAGGAUGCACCUGAGCUCAAUUUGUAGAUGAUAAUGGCGCUGAAGGGGAUGGCUGCUGUUUUACAGGCUCCUAACAAACUGCUAUUUUGUUUGUUUUUCCAGUUUUUUUGUAACUUAUUUUGUACAUAAUGUUGCUGCUACCGUCUCUUAUGACCGAAAAGAGCUUCUGGACAUCAGAACAGCUGUUACUCACCUCACACUGGACGAAGAUUUUUUCUUUAAUGAGUCUGACUCGAAGGAUAUACUGCUUUGUCAAGACAAGGCCCAAAUCCCCAUCAUUCGUGUGAAGAAAAUAUGGAAAUACAGGGGGCGGAGGUCUGGGUGCCUUGUGAGAAUUAAUUGGCGAAUGAGUAAACCACCACUACCCUCUGUAAUAUUGGCCAACGUCAUUAUUGGCCAAAAUCAUUGGAAAACAAACUGGACGCUCUACGAUUAAAACUAUCAACUACCAAUGGGACAUUAUAAACUGUAUCUUGUGUUUCACCGAGACUUGGCUGAAUAAUAACAUGGACAAUACAGAGCUGGCUGGCUUCUCCUUUUCUCGGCAGGACAGAGCAGCUAUGUCUGGUCCUGCUCAAUUACCUGCCUUUGGACCAGAUAAUAUGGGAGUCCUUCCUCAAAAAGCAGAGGGAGGUGUACUCCCAGUUCCUAAAGGAGAUGAUCAUCCAACCAGGCAUCGCUAAGGCCAACCUGGGCCUCUCCAGAGAGGACGUGACUAUGGAGGACCACCCUCUCAACCCCAACCCAGACAGCAAGUGGAACAACUACUUCAGAAACAACGAGGUGCUGCUACAGAUUGAUAAAGAUGUUCGGCGCUUGUACCCCGACAUGGCGUUCUUCCAGCGGCCAACAGACUACCCCUGCCAGCUGAUCCUGGAUCCCCAGAACGACUACGAGACACUCCGGCGCCGUGUGGAACAGACUACCCUCAAGGCCCAAACUGUGGACCGCAACCGCAGCGGGGUCACCAAUGUGAGCUCCCCGGGCAAGGCCCUUAACCUGUACCCGUCCAACGAGUACGAGGUGCUGCCCAGCGGCUGCGAGGCACACUGGGAGGUGGUGGAGCGAAUCUUGUUCAUCUACGCCAAGCUCAACCCGGGCAUCGCCUACGUGCAGGGCAUGAACGAGGUGGUGGGCCCUAUCUACUACACCUUUGCCACCGACCCCAACAACGAGUGGAAAGAGCACGCCGAGGCAGACACCUUCUUUUGUUUCACCAACCUGAUGUCAGAGAACCGGGACAUGUUCAUCAAGAGCCUGGACGACUCGCAGUGCGGCAUCACCUACAAGAUGGAGAGCGUCUACUCCAUGCUCAAAGAGAAGGACAUGGACCUCUAUAUGAAACUGCAGGAGCAGAACAUCAAGCCUCAGUACUUCACCUUCCGCUGGUUGACCCUGCUGCUGUCCCAGGAGUUCCUCCUGCCCGACGUCAUCCGCAUCUGGGACACGCUCUUCUCCGACCAGGACCGCUUCGACUUCCUCAUCCUGGUCUGCUGCGCCAUGCUCGUACUGAUUCGAGAUCAGUUGCUGGCAGGAGACUUCACGGUCAACAUGAGACUGCUACAGGACUACCCCAUCUCAGAUGUCCACACCAUCCUGGCCAAGGCCAAGGAGCUUCAGGGUGGCUCAUAGCCACCCCUCCCCCUAUCUCCCUCUCCUGGAUUUGGGGGAUGCACCAUUGAAACUGGUAAUCCUAGGUGACAACAAGGCCCCAUUGCACCCUGGGAGGGAGAGGAAGCCACCUGGUGCCGGGGUGGUGCACAGUUUCCUCAAAGCAACCAAACUAAAUACUUAGUCUUCUUGUCUCACUCUCACGGCCCGACAGUAUUUCCACUCUCUCAGAGAGGGUGUGUGGGUUCAAGCUAUUUAUUUUUGCACUGAAAACUUGAAAAAAAUGACAAUCUACAUAUAUGAAGCAGAGAAACCAGUUACCCAACAACAGCGUCAUUAUAACGUUUGUCAGUGCUAUUAUAACACUCCGAGGUUAUUUUAAUAGUACGCUUUCUUUCAGUUUGGUUAUUUUUUACAUGUGAACAUGGUUAUUUUUUAUUGUGGAGCUCGUACGAAAGACGAAAUGUAAUAAGACCGUGUAAAGUCUAACCACAACAAAAAAUGAGUAUAGAUUGUAACUAGGAUCAUAUGCCUUUGGUAAUGGGCAAUUGAAACGUGAAGGUCCUCUGUUUGUUUUCGGUUAAACUCAGUCUGGCCAGUUUAAAGCCAGCCACUUGAAUCUCCAAUAUUAAUGUAUGUUUUGCAAAAUGUUGGUAUCAAAUGAAUGGGGUGUGAAACCCGUACCUUACUCACUAACCCAAAGUGCAUGCUUAUACGUUAGCCCAAAAGCUAAUGAACGAAGAAAUUAACCCUUGAUUGUCUUAAAUCUAGUCUUAGGGGAAAUUGAUACAGUGAUGAUGAUGGUCUAUUUUAUUGUAAGGGCAUUACUUAGCAAACAAAACAGUCAGAUUAAAUUGGGCAUUCAAGUUUUUAAUAUAUUUUGAGUCAUUUCUUAAUAUAUUUUGAGUAAUUUCUGGUCGCAUUAAAAAAGUGGUUCACAUGUAAAGCAUAAUAAACUGAACAUUAAUGGCAUGUUAAGUGAAGUAAAACACAUUUUGCUCUGCAUACUGUUGGAUAAUUAGAGAGAACAAAUUAUUGAUGAUAAUAACUAAAUAUGUAUAAUUAAUGACAUUAAAAUGCUAUGGUAACAUUUCUGUACUCAGAUAAUGGAAUUGACAGAUAACAGAGCUGACAACUGAAAAUCACUAACAUUUAAUGUGUUAUUGUUUUUUUUGGGUCUCAAAACGCUAACAGUUACCACAAGAGUUAAUACACCAUUGAAACGUACCUUUUCAAACUGUAGGACGUGAUACUUUGUUAAGUACACAGAGAAUGUCUGGCUUUGUAAUGAUAAUUUAAUCAUUAUGAUUAUGAUACAGCUCACGAAACAGUUACCUUUUUACUGUUUGCGUUUCAGAUUUCUUGGCACUCCCCAGUAUCGCCAUCCAUUUCGGUCUACAGUACAUUUGGAAAGUAUUCAGACCCCUUAACCUUUUCCACAUUUUGUAACAUUACAGCCUUAUUCUAAAAUUGAUUAAAUGUUUUUUUCCCUCUCAUUCUACACACAAUACCCCAUAAUGACAAAGCAAAAACAGGUUUUUAGAAAUGUUUGCAAAUCACAUUUACAUUACUAUUCAGACCCUUUUCUCAGUACUUUAUUGAAGCACCUUUGGCAGCGAUUACAGCCUUGUCUUCUUGGAUCUGACGCUACAAGCUUGGCACACUUGUAUUUGGGGAGUUUCUCCCAUUCUUCUCUGCAGAUCCUCUCAAGCUCUGUCAGGUUUGAUGGGGAGCGUCGCUGCACAGCUAUUUUCAGGUCUCUCCAGAGAUGUUCGAUCGGGUUCAAGUCCGGCCUCUGGCUGGGCCACUCAAAGACAUUCAGAGACUUGUCCCGAAGCCACUCUUGCGUUGUCUUGGCUGUGUGAUUAGGGUCGUUGUCCUGUUGGGAGGUGAACGUUCGGCCCAGUCUGAGGUCCUGAGCGCUAUGGAGCAGGUUUUCAUCAAGAAUCUCUCUGUACUUUGCUCCGUUCAUCUUUGCCUCGAUCCUGACUAGUCUCCCAGUCCCUGCUGGUGAAAAACAUCCCCACAGCAUGAUGCUGCCACCAUCAUGCUUCACCGUAGGGAUGGUACCAGGUUUCCUCCAGACGUGAUGCUUGGCAUUCAGACCAAAGAGUUCAAUCUUGGUUUCAUCAGACCAAAGAGUUGUUACUCAUGGUCUGAGAGUCUUUAGGUGCCUUUUGGUAAACUCCAAGCAGGCUGUUGUGCCUUUUACUGAGUGGCUUCCGUCUGGCCGCUCUACUAUAAAGGCCUGAUUGGGGGAAUGCUGCCAAGAUGGUUGUCCUUCUGGAAGGCUAUCCCAUCUCCAGAGAGGAACUCUAGAGCUCUGUCAGAGUGAUCAUCGGGUUCUUGGUUAUCUCCCUGUCCAAGUCCCUUCUCCCCCGAUUGCUCAGUUUGGCCGGGCGGACGGCUCUAAGAAGAGUCUUUGGUCAAAUUUCUUCCGUUUUAAGAAUGAUGGAGGCCACUGUGUUCUUGCGGACCUUCAAUGCUGCAGACAUUUUUUUUGGUACCCUUCCCUAGAUCAGUGCCUCGACACAAUCCUGUCUCAGCUCUGUUCUGUGGACAAUUCCUUCGACCUCAUGGCUUGGUCUUUGCUCUGACGUGCACUGUCAACUGUGGGACCUUAUAUAGACAGGUGUGUGCCUUUCCAAAUCAUAUCCAAUCAAUUGAAUUUACCACAGGUGGACUCCAAUCAAGUUGUAGAAACAUCUCAAGGAUGAUCAAUAGAAACAGGAUUUCAAGUCUCAUAGCAAAGUGGCUGAAUACUUAAGUAAAUAAUGUAUUUGUUUUUUUAUUUGUAAUACAUUUACAAAAAAUUCUAAAAACUGUUAUCGACUUUGUCAUUAUGGGGUAUUGUGUGCAGAUUGCUGAGGAUUUAUUUUUAUUUAAUCCAAUUUUAGAAUAAGGCUGUAACGAAACAAGAUGUGGAAAAAGUCAAGGGAUCUGAACACUUUCCGAUGGCACUCUACAUUCUAACACUAUUUCAUUGGCAAGAUGGUAUCCUCCAACUGACAAAUCCCCUAGGCAGGAAUUGGUACAAAUUAACAGUCUGUGACUAACUAUAAUUCAAUGUAGCAUUAUUGUACUAAAGUGAGGUAUUAAGUUGACUACACUACAUGACCAAAAGUAUGUGGACACGUUGAACAUCUCAUUCCAAAAUCAUGGGUAUUAAUAUGGAGUUGGCUUCCCCUUUGCUGAGAGUGGCUUUCAGAGUUGUGUUGGAUUUUCCCCAAACAUUACUCUUUGUAUUCAGAACAAAAAGUUAAUUUCUUUAACAUAUUUAUUGCCACAUUACUUAAGUGCCUUGUUGCAAACAACAAGAUUUAGAUGCAAGUGGCUGUUCCACUGGUUGUCAUAAGGUGUAUGCACCAAUUUGUAAGUCGCUCUGGAUAAGAGCGUCUGCUAAAUGACUUAAAUGUAAAUGUAAAUGUUUUGGGAUAUUUUUCCAUUCUGUACAGGCUUCCUUCUUUUCACUCUGUCAUUUUGGUUAGUUUUGUGGAGUAACUACAAUGUUGUUGAUCCAUCCUCAGUUUUUUCCUUUCACAGCCAUUAAACUCUGUAACUGUUUUAAAGUCA
Molecule: messenger RNA, 5997 nt
Organism: Oncorhynchus keta (chum salmon)
Lineage: Eukaryota; Metazoa; Chordata; Actinopteri; Salmoniformes; Salmonidae
Product: TBC1 domain family member 13-like
Exons: 10
Coding region: 1471-2445 (324 amino acids)
Biological process (GO): activation of GTPase activity; intracellular protein transport
Molecular function (GO): GTPase activator activity
Source: RefSeq, a predicted model, not a curated record